ACUUCGAAUGUGGCAGUUCGAAAAUUUGGGGCUCAGUUUGGUCAUGUGUUUGUAAGAGCAACCUAUGUGGAGGUCAAUAAGGUUGCGCAGGUUUUGUUCAGUGUCCAUAAAAAGAAUAAGAGAACAACGUAAAAAAGAGGCGAAAGAGCAUCAAGACCCAAAAGGUGUUCUGAAGAUAUGGGAGGCACCUACGGAACAUCCGGCGAAGAGAAUUCAAAGAUUGGAGAGACGUGCAAGUGAUCGUCAACUUGAGAAGUUUGCAAAGUUGACUCCUUUGAAAACUAUUGAAUCUGAAGCAUUCCCGUUCGUAUCAUUGAAAAUUAGGACUUUGGAGUGUUCCCUUCGAUUGCGUACUGACUAUUUGGACUAUUUGAAAAGGUGGAAAGGGACCCAUUUCUUUGCGGAUACUGUAGAACUGUUGAUGGCUGCCUUAACUCAUAGCUCCUUUAUUCACCACGUAAUUCGUGUAGAUCAUGACAAUAUCUCGCAACAGGCUACUUUGAAUGUUUUGGGUGCUUACGUUCUCAAACUUAGUCUAUUGGAGUCAUUGUUUCCUUCCAAAGAGAAACUUAAAACGUUCUUUGGUCUUGAUAUUGAGGAACUUCGUGGAAUCUUCUAUCGGUGCGAUUCGCUUGCGAAUACUUCCACUCUGACAAAGUUAGCACUAGAUUUGGACUUGCCUUUUUUGAUUCGAAGGUUUCCUGCAGAUCCAAGAGCGGUAGCUGGAAAGCCUCCAGUGACUGGGCUUUCUCCUACAGAAUUGAAAGGCUUAAAUAGUGUACUGUGUGAAAGUAUGCAAGCCCUUGUUGGAGCUGUUUUUCUUCUUAGAGGUUUACAAGGUUCCGUAAAUUUUAUUCAGGAAUUCUGUAAUCCACUGAACGCUGCACAGUCUGAACGAAAGGAUAGCUAUUCAGAUUUCCUAUCUACUUUCACCGGCGAAGAUUUUGACCCCAGAGGAAGGUCGCGUGUAUUAUUAUUGGAUCCUGAAAGCACCCUUCAUGACCUAUUCAAUCGUCUUAGUGUUCGAAAGAGAAAAGAGAAUCCCGAUUCAAAGGUUAAAUUUGAGUUGAGGUAUAGAACUCUAGAAAGCAACAAAGGUAGUGGGAGUUCCUUUGCAUAUGUGGUGUCUUUAGAAUGUGGUGAUGAAAUUCUCGCAACUGGUGCUGCAGAUAGCGAAGCUGGUGCGAAAAAGGCGGCGGCUCGUGCGGUGAUUUCGUUGAUUGGAGGAGAAAGUUUAUGUGAAGUUCCUAUGGAUGAAGCUUUUCAUCCAGUUUAUAAUGCGCAAGUUCCAAAGCCUGGAAAUUAUUCUUCCAGAGCUUCAGCAUUUCGUUGUUUGAAGAUGUUUGAACAGGUUGGUUUAAUCGACAAUGUUUCGGUGGAAGUUCGUCAUGUCGGUAUUGGAAGUCGUUUUUUCCGUCUUGGUCACAAUGUUGAAAACUCUGGAACUAUUACUGGUGUUGUUCGAGUUGGUUCAAAAACUUAUGAGAGCAGGAGGCAAUAUGAAACCGAAAGCCAAGCAAAGGAUGCAGCUGCAGAGUUAGCAGUUCGAGAUAUUUGUUCCAAUCUUUCAUUUUCUAGCCAUGCUUCUUCAUCUUCUUUAGGUAACUAUACUUCUCAGUUUAGAUGGUUACAUGAAACAUCUCGUUUCAAUGGGCGUGGCAGAUAUGCAUCACCAAACAGUGUACUGCAUGAAACUCUUCAUUUAGUAUCAAAUACUAACAAGUGUUUGGCAGCAGAUGAAAGAAGUUUUCUCUCAAAUAUGCCUAUAGAAUAUUGUGAUUUAGCCUGCCACAUUGGCCGUAUUGUUCUUCAUCUUUGGAGUUGUGUUGAGUAUACAAGGUUCCAUGGCCUUACAGGAUGGCAAGAAGACGUUGAAAAAUAUAUCAAAGGUCGUUUAAGGUCACAAGAGCUGCAAAAACUAUCCUCUUCUAUUGGAAUUUCCAUAAAUACGUCAGAGCAGAGUUCAAAUAUGGAGACUUUAUCUAUUCUGGAAGCUGUUGUUGGGUGUUUAUAUUUGAGUCGUGGUUGUGAGAACACUAUUGAACUACUACAUCAAGCUAUUAUUCAUAAACAAUAAUUAUUUCAGAAUAUGUGGUAUACCUUAGAAUUUUGAUUAAAUUUUUCUAAGAACAA
Galdieria sulphuraria is the source of this 2133-nucleotide messenger RNA. RefSeq lists its product as uncharacterized. Bases 65 to 2077 code for a protein of 670 amino acids. NCBI's taxonomy places the organism in Eukaryota, Rhodophyta, Bangiophyceae, Galdieriales, Galdieriaceae. The transcript has a single exon. Gene Ontology annotation, biological process: RNA processing. Gene Ontology annotation, molecular function: ribonuclease III activity. The record is from RefSeq and is a predicted model, not a curated record.